CUAAAAGUCGAGAUCAAAGCCAGUAAUCUUGGGGACAUAAAAGGUCGCUCCAGUUCAAGCGGCGUCAAUUCAACUCGUAGACAUUGAAACUCAAACUAUUAUCUCUGGCAUUAAAAAGCAGAGGGCGGCAACACCGCGGCGCCGCGUCAGUGGCCGCGGCGGGCAGUCGAGCGGGCGCACGCGGCGAGCUAUGUCGUGCGCGGGUGAUGCGCGGCCGUCGCGCGCCUCGUGAGCGCUGUCGGCAUGUGAUGUUCCGGAGACGCGCGCUGCGGCGGCGGCUAGCAGCCGCCGGCGCCAACCACAUACCCGAUGACACUCUCAGGAGACUCUCACGCGCCCUGGAUACCCCGCCCGCUGCAGAAUGUGUGCCGGCGGACCCCAAUCUCAAACUCGUUGUGACCAGACUGUUCAGAUUCCCCGACCUGAGGGACCUCAACGAGCUGAGACGGCUUCCCGUGUGCCGGGAACAGAACUGCUGCAAUCCUCACCAUUGGAGCAGACUGUCGGAACCCGAAACCCCUCCCCCGCCAUACACGCCGUACGCGAUGGAUGACGUUAAAACUAAGGACCACGGAGAGAGCACAGCAGACGCGAGGAGGACGGACCACGAGCGGCUAACCGCGGGUUCUCUCGCCACCGACGGCGAAGAACGCGGCACAUGGGACACAGAAUGGUGUCGGCUAGCGUACUGGGAGCUAGCCCGGCGGGUCGGACGGCAGUUCGGCGUGCGUGUGCGUUGCGUCGACGUUUUUGGCGGCGCUGGCGCCGGUCGCGCGGGGCUAUGCCUUGACGCGUUAGAGGAUGCUACUAAGGCUGAUCAGGUGAAGAAGAUCCGAUCAAAGAUCGGUCUGGGCGUGACUCUCUCCCUGGAGUCCGACGGCGUGUGGCUGUACAACCGCAGUCAGCAGCCCGUGUUCUGCAGCUCGCCAGCGCUGGACGCAGCCGCAGCGCGGGCCCUGCUCGUGUGGCGGGUCCCUCCAGGGCACUGCCUGCGAGUGUUCGACCCCGCCGCGCCGCCCCCCGCGGUCUCGCUCCCCCACGUGGGCCCGGUGGACCCGCGCUCCGUCCGCAUCUCCUUCGCCAAGGGCUGGGGCCCCAAGUACUCCCGCCGUGACGUCACGGCCUGCCCCUGCUGGCUCGAAGUACUCCUCGCGCCCCCCAGCUGACCCUAGUGCUUGUAUAAACGUUUAUGAACUUAACCAAUUAUUUAUGUGAUGUUAAAAUUUAAACAGGUUUAUGUGGGAGGCCUUAUAACCAGUGAUUUUAAUGAAUUUAUUGUGUGAAUGUGUUCUCACGGGAGACGCGGGACGAUAGAAGAGCCACGUUUCAUAGCCAUUACUACAUUGUUUCACUUCAUGUCAUUACCAUAGUCACUUUGAGUCAUUACCGUGUCGCGCCAUUUUCUCGUGAAGUAACUCGCUGAAAUUGGAGAAGCCAAUUUUUUGUGGAGUGCGUCUUAUUGCCUCUAUCGGUUGUUGCGUUUUCUGUGAGCAGUGCUUUGUAUCACAUGUUUGCAUCUACGAAUAUAUCAGUGAUAAUUUGACUUUAGUAACUUGGCCAGAACAAAUAUCUUGGCCAGAACAAGUUGUAGGCAACUUGACAUUUUUAACUUGUGUGUAUGAAAUGCAUUUCAGUUAUGUACUGUCUCGAUUUUCCUGUUUUUAAGAACACGAUAACAUCGUCGUCACGACACGAGAUACUGUCGUUGAUCGCGUUGAGCUGAUAUAUUUGUAGACGCAGGUGAAUACGUGGCACUUUUGAAAGUCAUGAUAUUUAUGAGGCCUUACUGUCAACGCUGUGUGCACCAUGUAUAGUCACCUAUACAAUUGUAAGGAUUGUAUUAUGUAUAGCACUCGACUUAAGACAACGCGAGACUGUAAAUAAUAAAUUAAUACUUACAAUUAUGUACUAUAAAUAUGUAAUUAAACUAUUUAUAUUUUAAAAUAUGCCUUACCUUAGAUUGUACAAUUAUUUAAGAGUUAGUGUAUAAAGUUCUUUUUGUACAGUAAUUGACACUUAUGUAUUGCGAGAUAGUUUGUUUAAAAAUGUGAAGGCUGUGUAAGCAUUUUGCGGCCUCGAGCCGAGAGACACCGGGAACCAUGGCGAUGUCACUGAACCGCGCUGGCAUUCCUGUCAACCGACGUGACACUACUCUUAAUCUACGAAGAUCUGCCAAUUUUAUAAUAAAAUGAUUUAAAAUAGAUAGGUAAUGUCUACGGAAUAAACAUUGUGCCUUGCGUUGUAUUCAAGUACCUAUAAAUCCAAAAUUUAAGUAGGAUACUACUGUCAAUUUCACUGGCCUAUAAAGUUAAGUCUUUACAUAGUUAUACAAAUGUUUGAAUGGAAAAGCUCGAAUUUAAGGGUAAAAUAUAUACAUAACACGCUUUAGGACCGAGUGAGUCGAUGACAAUAAGGUUUAUCUAGUCUUUAAAGGUCUUGCUUCGUCGUCCGCCUGCCGUCUCGGCCAAGGUGCCCGUUCUGGGUACGCCACUGUUACCACCGUUACCGUUCCAUGAUGACGGUAAUGAUACCGAUUUAACGAUUGAUUAUUGUAAUUCAUUUUGAAAUGUCUUUGUGCAAGAUGAAAAUGAUUUCAAUGUUUACAGUUUAGUAUUCUAACAAUUCAUACGAUGCAUUUUGGUCGAUUCGGUAGAGAGAAGUUUUUUUACGUAGAUGUAAAUUACAAGUAUCCGGUCCAUUAACAAAAAAAAACGUAUUUUUCAA
Molecule: messenger RNA, 2724 nt
Organism: Leguminivora glycinivorella
Lineage: Eukaryota; Metazoa; Arthropoda; Insecta; Lepidoptera; Tortricidae
Gene: Dad
Product: mothers against decapentaplegic homolog 6
Exons: 5
Coding region: 207-1166 (319 amino acids)
Biological process (GO): transforming growth factor beta receptor signaling pathway; SMAD protein signal transduction; BMP signaling pathway
Cellular component (GO): heteromeric SMAD protein complex
Molecular function (GO): I-SMAD binding; transcription regulator inhibitor activity
Source: RefSeq, a predicted model, not a curated record